AUGUUUAAACCAAAAAUGAUAGAAAACGAGAAAGAUCUAUCUUGUUGUUAAGAACAUAAGUUACCUGUCGUUAUGAUUGCUCUUGAUCCAAAAUUAUCAAAGCAUUAAAGACUCCUAUGCACAGAAUGUUUAGAGAGUACAGAUUUAGAUGGUAAAAAAGUUGGAUUCAAGAAAAUUAUUUCAUAAAUUGAAGAAGGCUAAAUAAAAAAGUUAGAAUAAGUAGAAGAUGUAUUAGUCAACUAAAUUAAAUUAAUUGAAUAAUUGCACGGCAUUGUCGAUCAAAUGAAGUCACUUGCAAUCUAAUUAUUUGACUAGUAGUUUUCUUUAAUAAAUGAAUGGAUAUAGAAUUUAUCAUAAAAAGGAUUGUAAUAAUCUCAUUAUAGCUUUUAUGAGGAAUUAGAAAUUCUGGUAUUGAAAUAAAAUAAAGCUGAGGAUAACUUAUAAUUAUUAAUCCAUGACAUUUAACAAACAAAUUACUGUUGGACUUCUAAAUUAUAUCCUAAAUUAGAAAUAUUUAAUACAUUCGAAUAAUAUAAAAAAUGUAAAGAACUAUUGUCACAUUAAGAAUUCAUUUUUUAGAAAUUUAGUACAGAUAAAUAACAAUUACAAUCAUAAUCUGAAAUCAAAUUAAAAUUAAUUGAUUAAUCAGUUAAAUAAAACGAAUAAUGUAAUGCAAUAGUUUUUGAUUCUUCUGGGUCAAUUAUGGUAUCAACUGAAGAAUCUAAAAUUAAAAUAUGGAGUUUUCUUAAUGGAAGAAUCAAAUUAGUAACAACAUUGUAAGGACACACUAGUUGGGUCUAAUGUUUAGUUUAUAGCAAAAAAUAAAAUUUCUUUAUUUCUUCAGUCAAAACACUAAGAUGUUGGCAAUAAUUGAACUAAAAUGAGUGGAUUUGUUCAGAACCUUAUUAAUAGCAUACAGAUAUUAUUAGAUGUAUGAUAUUUAACUCAAAUGAGGAUUUGCUAUUUUCUGGGAGUUUGGAUAAAUCAAUCAAAGUUUGGAAGGUUGAUUUAAAUGAAAAUAAACUAGUAUUUAUAUAUUCAUUGGAUAAACAUAUUAAUUAAGUUAUUUCUUUGAGUUUAAAUUAAUAAGAAGAUUAAUUAGUAUCAUGUGCAGAAGGUUAGAAUUAAAUAAUUAUUUGGGAAAGAAGAGAUAAGGAAAAAUUUGAAUUCAAAUAUUUUGUUAAAUAAUCAAUUUCAGAUUAUGGACUAAACGUUAAGUUUAUUAAAGACAAUUAAUUUAUUUGGAUAACUGGUGAAAAACAAACAGAUAAACUCUUUAUAUUUGAAUUAAAACAAGGAGUCUAUUAAGAAAAUUAAGAAAAGACUAUCCAACUGAAUAAAAAUAAUCAAAAUUUUGAUGAAUAUAGAUUUUCAAUUUUAUAUAUUAAGGAGAGGAAUUUAAUAGUAGUAAAACAUAAGACAUAUAUAUAUAUUAUUAGAGAGAUUGAUGAUGGUCAGUAUAAAAUUGAUGAUUAAUUGAAUUGUGAUACAUUCAGUAUUUAUGGAAAUAUCACUUCUAAUGGACAAUAUUUGGUGUAUUGGGAUUACAAUAGUAAAGCUUAUUCAACAUAUGAAUUAUUAAAUAUAUGA
This is a messenger RNA of Paramecium octaurelia, 1590 nucleotides long. NCBI's taxonomy places the organism in Eukaryota, Ciliophora, Oligohymenophorea, Peniculida, Parameciidae. The record is from the annotation of a GenBank genome assembly.